AUGGGUAUCAGAGGAACAGUUCACGAAUACGGUUUCAAAAAAACAGCCUUCGAGUUCAACGAAGAUGGAAAAGUAGCUGAAAAUGUGGUGGUUUUUAUAGGAGGAUUAACGGAUGGUUUAAUGACAGUUCAAUAUCUUCCUAAAUUAGCUGAAAAAUUGGGCUCUUUAGGCAAUUGGGUUCUCAUUCAAGGAUUGUUAACAUCAUCUUACGUGGGUUGGGGUCAAAGUUCACUUCAACAAGACAAUAUUGAAAUUGGUAGACUAGUUUCAUACUUGAGAUCAGAAAAAGGAGGAAGCAGAAAGAAAAUUAUAUUGAUGGGACAUUCAACUGGUUGCCAAGACACUAUAAGAUACCUUUGUAAUUACAGCUAUCAAGAAAAGUUCCAAAAAUCCAUGGAGAUCGAUGGAGGGAUCUUACAAGCACCAGUUUCUGACAGAGAAGGUAUAGCAGAAGACGUAGGAGAGGACAACUUAGAUAAAUUGGUUGAACAAGUUAAGGUUGAGUAUCUUGACAAAGGGUUGAAAAAUCAAAUGUUACCGUUGAACUUCACCAGAGUUUCAUUGGGUUAUCCAACAACUGCUUAUAGAUUUCAUUCAUUAUUCCUGAAAUUUGGUGAUGACGAUUUCUUCUCAACUUAUAUCACUGAUGAACAAUUGAAGGACUCCUUUGGUAAGGUGAAAAAGCCAUUAUUAAGUUUAUACGGAGAUGAAGAUCAAUACACUCCUGUAUUUGUUGAUAAACAAAACUUGAUUUCUCGUUGGCAGAAAGCUACUGAUGAGAAGUAUUGGAGUAAAUUAAGUAAAGUCUUACUCAAAGCCAAUCAUACAGUUGAUGAUCCCCAAGCCACAGAAGAUCUUAUAGAAACUGUUAAAAAGUUUGUAUUAUCUAUAUAA
Messenger RNA from Yamadazyma jaroonii, 894 nucleotides. The record is from the annotation of a GenBank genome assembly. NCBI's taxonomy places the organism in Eukaryota, Fungi, Ascomycota, Pichiomycetes, Serinales, Debaryomycetaceae.